Messenger RNA from Colletotrichum destructivum, 2282 nucleotides. Its product is annotated as Putative alpha/Beta hydrolase, lipase. Gene Ontology annotation, cellular component: lipid droplet. The transcript is spliced from 3 exons. Bases 840 to 2162 code for a protein of 440 amino acids. The record is from RefSeq and is a predicted model, not a curated record. Lineage: Eukaryota; Fungi; Ascomycota; Sordariomycetes; Glomerellales; Glomerellaceae. Gene Ontology annotation, molecular function: phosphatidylcholine lysophospholipase A1 activity.
UCGUUGUCACCAUCUUGAGCCUUAUCUCGACUGACGACAACUUUUGGAGACGACGAGUUGCUCUCCCGCGACAUCUGUGUUUACACCCAUACUGACUUUGGGCGAGCACAUGGGGUGCCUGACGCUUAGGCUCCCAACGUGAAUUCAAACUUCGAAAAUUGACAUCGAAAUUGGCCCUCAUCCAUCCAGCCUUGACGAUUGGUUCACCGAAUCGACCAUCGCAGGAACUCACCCAACCCAAUUUCACAAGCCAAAUCCAGCAGUUCGUCGUCAGUGGUCACGGAUCGAAACUCCGAUUAACCCCCUCCCCCACUCGUCCCCAUUAUACUUAUUGCAGCCCCUCCGCCUGUAAAACCAAGGUCCUAAUCGAGACGUCGCGUGCGCGUAAUCCAUUUCGGUCCGUCACCCCUGGGUAAUACGAAUAGCACCCAAUUACCGAGUACCUUGGAAGGGAGCCGGUGGACGAAUCACCACCGAAGCCACGCGGCGCACGGCACCCAAUAGCGCCAACGUACCUAUCUAGACGCUGCUAGGUAUCCGUACAGUGGCACUCUCAGCAGCGGUGGUGUGCCUGGCGGGCCAGGUGUUAGUGUCAUCGAAUUCCACGGCGACGUGUGCAGGAACAGGACCUAGGCGGACUUGGGCUUCCCUCGUUCCCCCGGUCGGGCUUUUGCGGACUGUCCGUUGGAGGGACUCUUGUGGUCGCCCCGAGAUUUAAUUAACUCGGCGCGCGUCCCACACGAGCUUCCCCUCGACGUUCCUCAUUGCAACUCUUGCCAAAGUUGUUGCCCUUUGCCGUUCAAUCUGUUCACCGGUCCCUGAUCUCAUCCGACUCCAUCAUGGAUUACACCGGCGGCACCGCGGAGGCCGAUCAUCUCUGCGUCUUGGUCCACGGGCUUUGGGGUAACCCCAACCACAUGGCCCAGAUCGCCAAAAGCCUGCGAGCCAAGUACCCCGCCGACAAACUUUACCUGUUGCUCGCGAAACGCAACAGCGGCUCCUUCACCUACGACGGUAUCGAGCGUGGCGGCGAGCGCGUGUGCGCCGAAAUCGAGGAGGAGCUGCGCCUGAUCGAGGCAAGGGGCGGCAAGAUCACCAAGUUGAGUAUCGUGGGAUACUCACUCGGUGGGCUUGUUUCCCGCUACGCCGUCGGCCUGCUUCAUUCCAAGGGCAUCCUUGACAGUUUGGAAUGCAUGAACUUUGUCACAUUUGCGACUCCUCACCUAGGUGUCCGCACGCCGCUCCGCGGAUGGCACAACCAUGUUUGGAAUGUCCUCGGCGCCCGCACUCUGUCCAUGUCCGGCCGGCAGCUGUUUACCAUCGACGACUUCCGCGACACUGGCCGACCGCUGCUCGCCAUUCUGGCCGACCCGAACUCCAUUUUCCUCGCCGGCCUGAAGCGCUUCAAGCGCCACACGCUCUACAGCAACAUCGUCAACGAUAGGAGCGCCGUGCACUACACCACUGGCAUUACCAAGACUGACCCGUACACCAACCUCGAUAAGGUCAAGUGCAACUUCGUCGACGGCUACGAGGAUGUCAUUCUCGACCCCAACCACCCGGUCGCACCCAAGCCCAAGGUUGCCGAGCCGGCCACCCUCUCGUCCGUCGCUUCCGCUGGCUGGAAGGGAAUCAAACGAGUGCCCUUCGCCCUCGCCCUCGUUAUCUUCGUCCCCAUUGGAAUUGUCGCCUUCCUUUUCAGCUCCGUCGUCCAGACAGUCCGCUCGUCAAAACGUAUCCAGCUGCACGAGAAGGGCCUUGCCGGCGUAGCGAUCGACGAGUACCGCGGCCCGCUGUGGAUGAAGGAGAUACGGGAAGAAGUGGAGCACGUCUACGAAACCCUCAACAGCUCGCAGGACCAGGAGUACCUGGCGAGCGAGACGGAUGACGACCUGGAUGAGGUCGAGAUGGACCGCAGCACGACGCAACUGCUCGCUAGGGAGAGACGCAUGUCGGUGCCGUCCCAGCCCACGCUCGCGCUCGCGCCCUACCAGUUCCAGAUGAUCCAGAGCCUCGACACUGUUGGCUGGCACAAGUAUCCCGUGUGGAUCCACAAGGACCGCCACAGCCAUGCCGCCAUCAUCGUGCGCUGGGAGAAGAAGGGGUUCGCCGAGGGGCACGUCGUGCUGAAGCACUGGCUGAACGAAGAGUUUGUGGUCUAGGUAUCGGCUUUUGCAAAUUGGAGUUGGUGUAAGCGAGGCGUUGGGACUUGGUAAAUAUCGACUCCUCGAGGAGACUCUAGUGUCAGUACAGGGGUUGCUUCUUGUAAUAUUCUUUACCCG